Messenger RNA from Cercospora beticola, 1521 nucleotides. RefSeq names its product glycoside hydrolase family 5 protein (gene EGL2). The record is from RefSeq and is a predicted model, not a curated record. Gene Ontology annotation, biological process: glucan catabolic process. NCBI's taxonomy places the organism in Eukaryota, Fungi, Ascomycota, Dothideomycetes, Mycosphaerellales, Mycosphaerellaceae. Gene Ontology annotation, molecular function: hydrolase activity, hydrolyzing O-glycosyl compounds.
CACUUCUUGUCGCUCCUUACCCUCGUUCGACUCACUUCGACGACAAUGCGUCUUUCACUUCUGACGUUCGCGGCUACGGCAACAGCAGCUGGCUCUGCUUGCCGGGCUUCGACUGGUGUCAUACCUUAUCCAACUGGGACGAAUUAUACUUUCAGCCCGGUUACUGCGCCUUCUGGCUCUGCUCCCUCUGGCUUCACCUUUUCUUCUAGACCUACUUCUGUCGGCAACAGCUCUACUUCUGCCUCGGCUUGUCGUGCUCGGACGAGUGUUACAUCUGUGGUGGCCAGUGCCAGUUCCAUCUCCAGCCUGGUCUCUGCUCCUAUCAGCUCUGUCGAGUCUGCUCCCGUCAGCUCUGCUCCGGUCAUCUCUGCUCCGGUAAUCUCUGCUCCCGUCAGCUCGGCUCCCGUCAGCUCGGCUCCCUUCGUCUCUGUCCCCGGUCCUGCUUCUUCUGGCACCACUUCUCCUUCAGGCCCUACUUCUGCCGCGUACAGCUCUGCUUCUGGGCCAGCGUCUACUCUCACUAGCUCUGCUGCAACCCGUGGUUCGACUGGAGUCAGCUAUGCUGGUGUCAACAUCGCAGGUUUGGACUUCGGUUGCGAUACCUCUGGAAACUGUCAGACUUCGAACGUAGUCGACCCUGGCCAAGACGGCAUCGAUCAGAUCAAGCACUUCAUCAAUGAUGAUGGCUUGAACACUUUCCGUUUGCCAGUCGGCUGGCAAUUCCUUGUCAACAACCAAGUGGGUGGCUCCCUCGACGCCACCAAUUUCGCAACCUAUGAUAAAUUGGUGCAAGGUUGUCUUGAUGCCGGCGCCGAGCUGUGUAUCAUCGACAUUCACAACUACGCUCGCUGGAACGGAGCCAUCGUCGGGCAAGGCGGUCCAUCCAACACUGAAUUCGCUAGCUUGUGGUCUCUGCUCGCAACCAAGUAUAAGAACAACGACAAGGUCGUGUUUGGAAUCAUGAACGAGCCGCACGAUGUCGAUAUUGGCAAAUGGGCCACCACAGUCCAGGCGGCAGUCACCGCCAUCCGUCAAGCCGGCGCAACCUCAAACAAAAUCCUCUUGCCUGGUAAUGACUGGACUCACGCCUCCAGCUACAUUUCCGACGGCUCAGCCGAAGCCCUCUCUGCAGUCAAGAACCUCGAUGGCUCAACCACCAAUCUCAUCUUCGACGUGCACCAGUACCUUGACUCCGAUGGAAGCGGUACCCACACGAACUGCGUCACCGACAAUGCCGACUCGUUCCGUGAGCUUGGAGACUAUUUGAGGCAGAACAAGCGCCAGGCCAUCUUGACUGAGACGGGUGGUGGUUCGACUGAUGAGACUUGCUUGGCCAACCUCUGCAAGCAGUUUGAUGUCUUGAACGAGUAUUCUGAUGUCUAUCUGGGGUGGACGGGCUGGGCGGCUGGAAAGUUCGACAGCAGUUAUGAGUUGGCGGAAACUCCGAGCAAGAGUGGCAGUGGAGGAUUUACUGAUUUGCCGCUGGUGAAGCAGUGCAUUGUUGGAAAGUUCAAGGCUUAG